UCUUCUGGACAUAUAAGCAUCAUGUUGAGGAAGAUAUUGAUUCUGGUUUGUCUGACCGGGCUGGCGGUGGCCACCCACUCACGCCACGAUCAUGCGGACUUCGAACGGGAUCCUUGCACGGGCAGGGAAUGUCCCACCUACGGUGUCGUCUGCUCGUCCAGCGAGUACGAGGUGAGAGAGUACGCGGAGUCAUGGUGGGUCAGCACCACAGUACGCAGCUUCAGCCGGGGUUACGCCGCUUACCAAGGAGCCGGCAUAAUCUACAAGUACAUGCACGGUGCGAACUCGGACGCAGCUGACAUCGAGUCAGGUUGGCCGAUCCUCGUGCAGAUACGCUCUAACGUCGAGGAAGCGAAAGAUGCGGUGCGUAACGUGCGAGAGGGCGGCGACAUAGAACAGCAAAGCUUCAGCGUCGCCAUCUACAUCCCGCGCGAGAAUUGGGGCUCGAUGCCAGAGCCCUCUGACGAGCGAGUCAAGAUCGACACCAUUCCCGUGACGCGCUUCUUCGUUCGCAAUUUCGGCGGCUGGUCGUCUGGCAUGAAAACGCUGCGCUCGGGUAGGUACCUUGCGCAGAAGCUGAAGGCCAACGAUGAGUGGUUCGACUCGGACUGGAUGUAUCACGCCAUCUACAACAGGCCUAACCAAGUCUUCGGAAGACGCAACGAGAUCUGGUUUUUCUCUCCCAAGUUCACGACACCAGCUUGCGCCCGCGAUCCACCGGUUGACAACAACAUCGAAGAGGAGACGACCGUGUGGGAGCUGCUGGAGAGAUACGACAACGGAAUAGAGAAGAGGAGCUACCCGGGAGGAAGAUGUAUGUGUUACACGGUCAGUGAUGACGUGUGCGAUGAACGCGAGGCUAUGCGGCAGGCUAUGGGAGGCAUCAAGAAGCUCGUACAAGUUAUCAGGAAGAAAAAGCCAGAGUUCAGGCCGAAGGGACCUCUAAUUCUGAGCGUUAGACAGAGGACGCAACCCGCCGAAGGACAAUGCGAUAAGGAGUUCAAGAUGAUGACGCCUUCUGCAGAGGCCAUGUUAGGAGUUGAACUACCCGCGGACUCUAGAAUCUCCUUCUUGGAGAUGGGACCCCGGACCUUCUAUGCCUACUCCUUCGACGGCUACUUCACGCAGGCGUAUCGCAAUAGGAAGGGGGCGUUCCACGAGGCUCUCGACUCUUUAGGCGUCUGCUACGACAACACGCUCUCUCUGCUCUCUCUGCACAACAAGCCGUCGAAGCUGUUCGACAGGGAGAACACGAUCUUGCAUCCCGUCUCAGACACCUGCGACCGCCGUUGGUGGAAGCGAUAGAUCAGCGUCGUAUAUAGAGAGCGCGGCGCGCACAUGCGUGCGAUCAUAUGCCAUAAAAUCGUGAAUGCUCACAUCGAUCAGGGAGCUCGCCUACUGGGGGAAGCAGCCGCAUCGCGUGGUAACUCCUCGCCGAGUGAUGUUGAUAAUUUCAGCUUCUAUUUUGGCAGGCAGUCGGUUUCAAUUUUCGACGUCGUGGGUCAGAAGCUGGAUCUAUCUUCGGCGGUUAGCGGAAUUGAUGCGUAAACCGUUCUGUCUGUUAGACAUCCUCACUUCGUGGCCGUGGCAGUUAUAGCGUUAGUCGGUCCAUUCCCGCGCGCUGAGUAACCUAACAGUUCGGAACGUAUCGACAGGAGAAAAAUCUAUUUUCUGCGGCAAAUCCCAGUUCACUACAUCAAUAAAAUGCUCCAUUUCAAAUUGU
Messenger RNA from Priapulus caudatus, 1723 nucleotides. RefSeq lists its product as uncharacterized. The transcript is spliced from 8 exons. The record is from RefSeq and is a predicted model, not a curated record. Lineage: Eukaryota; Metazoa; Priapulida; Priapulimorpha; Priapulimorphida; Priapulidae. Bases 22 to 1305 code for a protein of 427 amino acids.